CGCCCGGAGCCAAUCGCAAGUAAAGCGGGAAGGUUCGUCAGCAGCUUGAAACAUGGCGGAGAAGGACGAAGACAACGUCGAGUUUAAAAAGGAGACGGUGAGCAAACUCUUCUCCAGCUUCUUCAAGGAUGAUAAAACCAGAAUUAACGGUGAUGCUGCCUUGCUCGUCGCGGCUUUGCUGAAAGUGUUUGUGCAAGAGGCUGCGAUGAGAUCGAUCAAACAGGCAGAUUCUGAGGACUUUGAGGAAGUAAACAUCGAGCACUUUGAAAAGAUUUUACCUCAGCUGUUGCUGGAUUUCUAGCACAGGUUGUGCCACAGGAUGGAGCCAGAGUGCUGCGUGCGAGGAGUUCCUUCAGCUCCGCGACAAACUUAGGUUUUUCUGAUGUCUGGUUUUCUUUUGCUGUGCGCUUGUGUUGGCACAUUUUAACUUGAGCGUGGCUUUAUAAAGGUUUGCAGAUCACGACAUUUAUUUGAGAUGUUUUAAUUCGAAGCAGAAAGCAGCAGCCUUGUCCUCUGCUCCGCGCCACUGCCAAUAAGGCCCACCUGUGCUCCUCUGUGCAACAACAGGUGCUUCCAGCAUGCUCUCCGGUGCCCUUCAUCAAAGCCUCCUGGAGCAGUUGGAAGCAAUUAGAGUAAUAAGGGAAGCAGCCGGUCCCUUAGAUGAUGACAAGUGCCAGGAAAAAAAAAAAAAGGAGUACCCCCUCCGGCCACUUUGAAGUUCCCUUUUGCUGUCCUGCAAUGUUUAGUUAGAGGCGGGGGGUGAGGUUUGGGGGGCAGCGGGGACCUCUGGCACAGGGGUAAGUUGAAUGGGAGAAGUGCGUGCGUGGGUGUGUGUGUGUGCAUGUGUUAGCCAAACACGGCCACAGAGACCACACGCAUAGAUAUUCUGUUUGAAAGGAAGCAUAACAAAACACAUUGGAGCGCGGCCCACGAAGAGCAGGGUGUAAUUCUGAAGGUAAAUAAACAAAAGGGGCAAGUAGCGUGGAGGUGCUUUCUUUCUCCCCUUUCAUCACGGCUGAGGGGGUGGGGGGGUUGGGACGGUGAGGGAGUGGGCAAUGUGGGGUUUUCUAGUCCGAGACCGCCGGUUUCUCCCACCGGCGUUGUAGCGGACCCGGUGGCCGCGUCUUCGCUCUGAGUCAGCAUAUCUGCGUGACGGGUUGAGUCACGCGGCAUAUCUGCGUGACGGGUGAGUCACCGCACUUAAAACUGCGGCCCGCACACAGCUGGGAGUGACUCGGGUAGAAUCUGGGCCGACCCUGCUCUUGUAGGUGCUCAAGGGCCCGCCAACUGGAAUAUGACCCAGAUUAAUCUAGACUAAGUCCGCCGCAGUCCCCUUAGCAACAUGUAGAGCAGACCAUCAAGAUGAGACCCUUCUGUCUUUAUGAUGCUUAUUUUCAAUCAAGAUAUUGGUAGCAUCAGACAGUGAGUACUGACAGUCUCUGGCAGGAAGGACUGGCCAGGUAUAAAGCCAGAUGUUCCUCAUGCAAAAAAACCCCCCAAAAACCUUAACAGUACAUAUGCACAAUAGUUUAUGAAGAUAUUCAUGUUGCAAAUCCCUGGUACAAAAUAAACUUCAUCCUUAAUAGAACUGAAAUGUACCUCUCUUGAUUGUCAAUCCCUUUUUUUUCUACCUAUAAUAAAAUACAAUUAUUC
This is a messenger RNA of Lampris incognitus (smalleye Pacific opah), 1653 nucleotides long. RefSeq names its product centromere protein X (gene cenpx). The transcript is spliced from 5 exons. Gene Ontology annotation, molecular function: protein heterodimerization activity. Gene Ontology annotation, cellular component: Fanconi anaemia nuclear complex; FANCM-MHF complex. The coding region runs from base 53 to 301 and encodes 82 amino acids. Gene Ontology annotation, biological process: resolution of meiotic recombination intermediates; kinetochore assembly; replication fork processing. The record is from RefSeq and is a predicted model, not a curated record. NCBI's taxonomy places the organism in Eukaryota, Metazoa, Chordata, Actinopteri, Lampriformes, Lampridae.